AUGGGAACGUUGACUCUGAACGCAGAAAGUCAUGAACAUGAACUGGCCAGUCUACGCUCGCAGCUUGAGCGCGAGAAAUCCAAAUUCAAGAAAAUGCAGUUUGAUCUUCAGAAAGAGUUAAACAUUGCUUUCGAGGAGAACGUCAAACUGGGUUCUCUUCUCGACGGCAAAGUCCCUAAAAAUCUCAUCGACAACGUUGACCUCGAGAGAACGGUGACAAAGCUAAACAAGGACUUGACGGCGUGUCUGGAGAAUAACACGGAGCUCCACGUCCAACUGGAGGAACUGCAGCAGCUCCCCGACAAGAUGGCCGAGCUCUCCAAGCAGCUUGAAGAAAGUGAGUGUGUGAGAAAGUCCCUGACGGAGGAGCUGCAGGAGAUCCACACGCUCAAAAGGGAAUUGGAAGAAAAGGUUUCCAACUGUGAGGAGACCAGAAAAACUGAUGAAGACAUUCAGAAAGAACUCGAGGAACAACUGGAGCAGGCGGCGUCAGAGCUGCAGAACGCACAGGCCACAAAUGAGGCGGCCAUGUUGGAAUGGGAGAGCAGGCUGCAGUCGCUCUGUGAGGAGAGGGACGCCCUGCAACAGCGCAUGGAACAGGUUCCCGAGGCCGGAAGUCUUGUGCUUUCCCUUCAAGAGCAGCUUGAGGAGGAGAUGCAGAAGCUGUCCAGCGAGGAGGCGCUUCAUCAGCAGAGAGUGUCAGAGUUGAACCAACAGAUGCAGACUGUGUCCCAGGAGCUGGUCUCGCUGCAGCAGGAGAGAGACCACAGCUUUUCGUCUUUAGCCGCUUUGACAGAGGAGAGGGACCAACUCAAGGCUGACCUCCAAGAGAACAUUGAAAUGAUGAUCGAGCUCCAAGACGAACUCAGGAUUACUCAAGAGAAGAUCCGUUCCCAAAAGGAGUGUAUUCAGAAGCUGGAAGCACAGACUGCUGAGGAGUCUGCUCCUGAUCAGCCUGAAAAACAUGAGGCACAACAUCUACAAGAACACAAGAAAAGCUCCUCAGACGAGCUGCAGACGCUGGAGUCCAGAGUGAGAGGUCUCAGUGAGGACAAAGAUCAGCUGCAGCAGACUCUUGCUGCUCUCACACAACAGAAGCAGCAGCUGCAGCAGGUCCUGGACAGCAGCACAGACUCUCUGCAGACACAGAUUACUGAGCUGGAGCAGACUCUGCACAUGGUCUCAGAGCAGAAGAAGAGUCUGGAAGAGCAGCUGCAGAACCACCUGGAGACGAGUUCUCAGAAAGAGGAUCUUUUGAGCUCGGUUCAGGAGAAGCUGAAGGAGCAGGAGGAGAUAAACACUCGUCUGUGUGAGGAGCACAGUGUGUUAAAGCAACAGGUUCAGAGUCUGGAGGCAAACUGCUCCUCAGACGAGCUGCAGACGCUGGAGUCCAGAGUGAGAGGUCUCAGUGAGGACAAAGAUCAGCUGCAGCAGACUCUUGCUGCUCUCACACAACAGAAGCAGCAGCUGCAGCAGGUCCUGGACAGCAGCACAGACUCUCUGCAGACACAGAUUACUGAGCUGGAGCAGACUCUGCACAUGGUCUCAGAGCAGAAGAAGAGUCUGGAAGAGCAGCUGCAGAACCACCUGCAGACGAUUACUGAGCUGGAGCAGACUCUGCACAUGGUCUCAGAGCAGAAGAAGAGUCUGGAAGAGCAGCUGCAGAACCACCUGGAGACGAGUUCUCAGAAAGAGGAUCUUUUGAGCUCGGUUCAGGAGAAGCUGAAGGAGCAGGAGGAGAUAAACACUCGUCUGUGUGAGGAGCACAGUGUGUUAAAGCAACAGGUUCAGAGUCUGGAGGCAAACUGCUCCUCAGACGAGCUGCAGACGCUGGAGUCCAGAGUGAGAGGUCUCAGUGAGGACAAAGAUCAGCUGCAGCAGACUCUUGCUGCUCUCACACAACAGAAGCAGCAGCUGCAGCAGGUCCUGGACAGCAGCACAGACUCUCUGCAGACACAGAUUACUGAGCUGGAGCAGACUCUGCACAUGGUCUCAGAGCAGAAGAAGAGUCUGGAAGAGCAGCUGCAGAACCACCUGGAGACGAGUUCUCAGAAAGAGGAUCUUUUGAGCUCGGUUCAGGAGAAGCUGAAGGAGCAGGAGGAGAUAAACACUCGUCUGUGUGAGGAGCACAGUGUGUUAAAGCAACAGUCUGAGGCUCUGACAGAGGAGGUGCAGUUAUUGAGGAGGAAGGAGGAGACUGAAGUGCCAGCUCUGCAGCAGGAACUAAGUGACGCCAACCGGACGAUCUCCAAACUGAGAGAGCAGCCUCCCUCUGAGGAGAACCCCGAGCACCAGCUGUCUCUGCUCCUGCACGACUCCAACACACACUUUCAGAAGUCACUUCAGGACUUGCAGUCUAUGGUAGAAAGACGCUUGGUCCCCAUGCAGAGGAAGACGCUGGUCUUCAUGGCUCCAGCAGGAUUCAGCUCUUUGCCUAAAAACAUGGUGGAUUCAUUUAGAGCUGUGAAUUUUUUGACUGUGCGAUCUGUGAACGCCAUGAUCACCAUCCAGGAGCAGUUGAUGAAGUACGCACAGCGCUUCCUGCAGCUGUUUGAGGAACUGAUGAAGACGGACCUGGCUGUGUUCGAGGAGAGACGACUGCAGGACGUUCUGCUGAGCAUCAGGCAGGCCCCCAGCCUCUGCAUCACAGACAUGGACUUCAUGGAUCUGUGGAGACGGAGGCUGCAGGAGGUGGUGCACAAGAGGGAGCAGUACCUCACGAAAAUAGACAGUACAAUGAAGAACAUUAAUGGAUUCUACGGUGACUUGCUCAACGCCGAAUUAGAAGGAAAAGACCGGUUUGAGACGCAGCUGAGUGAGAUAUGCCGUAAAGAACCUGUCGAUCUGUUGGCUCUGGACGUGUUCUUUGGAACAGAGCAGCAGCAGCGGAACGACUACAUUCAGGAAAGAGACGCCAUUUUCAAGGAUUUCUCCAAAGAUCAGGAUGAGUCUCUGAAACAGCUGAGUGAGCAGGUGGCUCAGGAGAAGGCUCUGCUGGAGGACGAGAGGAGUAAGAGGUUUACUCUGCAGCACGGGCUGGAAUCAGCACCUCUCAAAUCUGAAGCGUCGCUCCUGAACGACAAUCAGAGGUUAUUGCAUCAACUACACACGACCCAAGACCUUCUGAAAAUUUUAAGCGCAGAGAAAGAGGAGCUUCAAAAGGCCCAGGUUAAAGCCGAACAUCUCGUAGCUUCUCAUAAAGAAGCAACUCAGCUUCUGCAGACGGAGCUCCAAGACACGUGUGCCAAGCUCCAGGAGAAGGAGGAAGAAGUGGAAGAACUCCAGACCAGUCUGCAGCAGUCUCAGUCUGAGGUAAGACUCCAGACCAGUCUGCAGCAGUCUCAGUCUGAGGUAAGACUCCAGACCAGUCUGCAGCAGUCUCAGUCUGAGUGGAAUUCAUCUGCUAAAGCUGUGGAGGUGGAAACACUAAACCUGAAAGUGUCCAAACUGGAAACAGAGUCUCAGAACUACAGACACGAGAUUCAGAAGCUGACGUCACUUCUCGAGGCAAAGGAGACCACGCUGAGGAGGCUCAAAGAAACUCUUCGCUCAAAGCAGGAGGAAGAGUCCAUGCUGGAGGGGGAGGCUCUUCACGCCCGCCUGGUCCGCCCUAAAGGCCUGGUCCAGAGCAGCGUGGUCCUGGAGAAAAGCCGACUCGAUGAAGAGGCCAAACAUCUCAAACUGAGGAUCACCGAGCUCGAGAGCCUGGUCAGCAGUCUUCAGGCCGAGGUCGGCAAGUGGAAGCAGCGCGCGCUCAAGAUGAAGAGCGUGACGGAGGCCAAACCGAAGCAGAACCAGGAGACCAGCUCACAGAAACGACUCCAGUUCGACUCUCCGAGGAAACUUCUGGGCUCCCCCAGGAAAGUCCUGGAGUCUCCCGCUCAGAUCAACUCUCCCAAAAGCCGGAUCUUCGACGGUGGAAGCCAUUCAGAGUUCCUGUUAAAAAAGUGCCCCAAGCAAUUCUUCGAUAACUCUAGUCUGGGAGCAGCACCAGGUGCUGAAGGUCGAGCAGAGAAAGAAGACUGGCUCCAGUGGCCGUUGUCUCCCAACGAAGAGAUUCGGGGGCAGUUCGCCUCCUCUACAGCAGGUGGCGUCACUUAUUUCAACCUCACAGUCAACAACGGUGACGUCAAACUCGUGCGACGCCACAGUUCCAGGAUGGAAGAAGCAACUCCUCCAAAAGUCAUUAAGUUGGUUCCUGAAUAUCUGCUGAAGAAGAGAAAGGCGUAUCAGGCCAUCAAAGCCACUCAGGCCAAACUCGCGCUCCUUGAAAAAAGAAAGGUUACAAAAGGCAAACCCCUGAAGUUUAAGCGGUUGGAAGACUUUUUAAAACACAGCCACAAAAAACAUCGAGAUGAAUGUCGCCUUCGCAGGAACAAGAGUCGACCUUCGAAGCCGCCGCCGCCGACGACACACGGCCUCGGGUUCGUCGUCAGAAUCAGAGAGAUCAAAGGAGUGAGCCCUAAAGUCAUGAAGGUCAUUCAGAUGUUGAGAUUACGGAAGAUCUUCAGUGGGACCUUUGUUAAAAUUGGAAAAACCUCCACCGCCAUGUUGAAGAUGGUGGAGCCGUACGUGGCCUGGGGAUUCCCAAACUUGAAAUCUGUUCGUGAGCUCAUCCUGAAGAGAGGACAGACGAGGAUCGGUUCCAAGAGAAUCCCUUUGACAGACAACGCCUUCAUCGAGAAACACAUGGGUGAGAAACUGCAUCGAACUACCAUCUGUUCCCCGGUCAUUGGGCAAGGCACUGUCUGA
Knipowitschia caucasica is the source of this 4752-nucleotide messenger RNA. Lineage: Eukaryota; Metazoa; Chordata; Actinopteri; Gobiiformes; Gobiidae. The record is from the annotation of a GenBank genome assembly.